Phragmites australis (common reed) is the source of this 1165-nucleotide messenger RNA. RefSeq names its product large ribosomal subunit protein bL21m. Gene Ontology annotation, biological process: translation. NCBI's taxonomy places the organism in Eukaryota, Viridiplantae, Streptophyta, Magnoliopsida, Poales, Poaceae. The record is from RefSeq and is a predicted model, not a curated record. The coding region runs from base 78 to 818 and encodes 246 amino acids. The transcript has 5 exons. Gene Ontology annotation, cellular component: ribosome. Gene Ontology annotation, molecular function: structural constituent of ribosome; RNA binding.
GCUGCUCGAAGAAUAUUUCCAUUUCUACCCUCUUCUCGCCUCCACCCGCCGCCGCCGCCGUCGCCGUCGCCGCAGCCAUGGCGUCCCGGCGCUGCCUCCUCCGCCUCCUCUCAAGCCGCCUCGUCCCUCAGAGAUCUCAACCUCUUGCACCGGUCUCGAUCGCGACCCGGACCCUGACCUCUUUGUCCGAGCCCCUCGGCCCCCCUACUCCCCGCGACCUCGCCUCCCUCCGGCUCUACCACCCUUCGCGCUGCCACUUCGCGACCCGCUCGUCUGGCGACGAAGAGGACGAUGGCGAGCACUACGACGACGAGGGGAGCGAGGACGAGUGGGGGGAGGAGGAGGCGAUGGCGGCGAAGAAACCGAGCGGGAAGACGGAGGAAGAGAAAGUAGCGGAGGCUGCGGAGAUAGGGUACAAGGUGUUGGGAUCGCUCGGGGCCGACGAGAAACCCUUCAAGCCCUACGAGCCCGCCUUCGCCGUCGUCCAGAUUGGCUCGCAUCAGUUCAAGGUGAGCAACGGCGAUUCCAUCUUUACGGAGAGGUUGAAGUUUUGCGAUGUGAAUGACAAGUUGAUCUUAAACCGAGUUCUCAUGCUUGGUUCGCAAACUCAAACAGUUAUUGGGAGGCCAAUUCUUCCUGAUGCCGCUGUUCAUGCUGUUGUAGAAGAGCAUGCCCUAGAUGCAAAAGUGAUCAUAUUCAAGAAGAAACGGAGAAAAAAUUACCGCCGAACAAAGGGUCACCGUCAGGAAUUGACAAAACUGAGAAUAACCAGCAUUGAAGGAAUAGACAAGUCAGAGACUGUUGCUGCUGCUGUCUAAAUUCGGGUCGAUGAAGGAAGGAACAGUGCCUUUUGUUUAUGUCGGCGAUGCCCAGGCAAUCCUUAAGGCUGGUCUUAGAAGUUCAAUCAGAGCUUGAUAUUUGAUACCAGUGUACUGUUGCUUCUUUUCUUGUUCAUUCAAAGAUUAAAUGAAAGAUGAAGUCUUGUCCCAGCAUCUCACACUAUGCCAAUGUUUUGAGCAGUUUGGGUCCUCUGCUGUGGAUCGGCUGUCAUAGUUUACAGUGACGCUGAUUUUCCAUUUGUUUGCGCUACCUGUUCUGCGUUCAUCCUUUAAUGUGUCCCGAUACAUCAGUGCCAUGUAAUAAUGAAACUGUAAUGUUUCGUUUC